Messenger RNA from Micropterus salmoides (largemouth bass), 1048 nucleotides. Its product is annotated as tetraspanin-33-like. The record is from RefSeq and is a predicted model, not a curated record. Bases 158 to 1048 code for a protein of 296 amino acids. Gene Ontology annotation, cellular component: membrane. The transcript has 9 exons. Lineage: Eukaryota; Metazoa; Chordata; Actinopteri; Centrarchiformes; Centrarchidae.
AUUAAGGAUUUGCCUCUUAAUCUGUUAUUUAAAAAAUUAAUUUAGCUGUUUUCUCUGUCAUUGUGUGCCAACCUCAGCAGUUUUGGAUGAACUGGGUUGGUUUCCAGCUGCAUGCUUAACUCUGUUUAAUUUGUCUGCUCACAUCUGAUCAUCAGGAAUGUUUUUUUGGAUUUACAGAGAUGGGACCAAAUCCUUCUUUUACAAAGUCACAAAGUUUCAACUCAAGUCCCAAGUCCAGACAAGCAGGAAGCCCUGCCCAUCAUCUGUCUCCUCGUUUCACUUUCAUAACCUGCUCCGAACAACAGUCAACUCAGGUCAACAUCACUGUCCAUUUGGAUGUUUUUCUCCUCUAACCAGCAGCAGCAACAUGCCUCUGGUAAACCCCUGGCUCAGGUGCCUCUUCAUCAGCUUCAACGUCUUCUUCGGGAUCUGUAGUGGACUCAUCAUCAUCGUCUCCUUGGCUCUGCUGUCUCCGUCGCUGGACGACUUGCAUGGAGGAGAAGACGUUGAAGUUCAGAGAACCAGUCGCUACACUACAGUUGUCCUCUACAUCGCUGGCUCUGUUAUCAUGGCGAUCGCCAUCUUGGGAGCCUAUGGAGCCUUUAAGAAGAACCGGGUAACUCUGACUGUGUUCCUGGUGUGUACGGUCAUUGGAAGUCUGCUGAUGCUCCAAGCUGGAGUCUCUGCUGCCAAAGCCCGACCCAAGUUGGCGAGUGUGAUGGAGGAAAGGUGGCGUUCGUUUCUUCCACUGGAUCAGGCUUCAGACGACAUCAAGAAUCAGGCUGAAGCUCUGCAGAAAUCACUGCACUGCUGUGGCCUGUUCAGUCAUGAGGACUGGAACGGGAACCUCCCGGCUCCUAACUUUGUGUUCAACCUUUUCUGGGAGAAGAAGUCUGUCUUCAGACAGCUGCUGGGCUCGGUGCCGUCUUCACUGAUGAUCUACCAGAUGUACAACACCUCCGACAGGCCGAACAUGCCGCUGUUUGUACCAGUGAUGUUCAUCGACCAGCCGCCUGCCUACCAGCAGCUGGACAACCUGGCAGAGUAG